AAAAAAAAAUAUUAAUAGCCCUGAAAACAAGUAUAUGUAUCACACAAAUAUUACCGAACACGAGAUUUGUUUCUGAUUUACGAAUUUGUUUUAAAACUUCUUCACACCAUUCUAAGGAGUUUAUAUUAAAAUCGGAGUUAAGAAGAAUUUUCCAACUAUAUAUUCCAUUGAGUGAUAAUAUAAAUCUUCUUGUAUUGGAUAUUGUUGAUUUGAAUAAACUAUACAGUAUUCUAAUUUGAUUUUUUCUCUGCGUUGAAUUUAUUGUAUAAAGUUGUAAACAUUGUAAUUGAAAAGUGAAAUUACAAAUCACAAUUCAAAAGAAGAAAGAACAUUUUUACGAGAAAGGUUUUACUUUCAUUUUUUUGUUGCUGAUUCAAUAUAAUGUGAGAGCGUACUGUGUUCAAGUAAGUGCCAACAUGUUCGCAAUGGCUUAACAAUACACCUCUAACAGCAAUAUGGACCUGAUCGUUGGGCUCAUUUUAUUAACUUUUAACGUCUGUUAUGUCAAGGGAAUAAAGGCUGCAACUAAAAGAGACAAAAAAUGUUCGCAGUUCAAAUCUCAAACUGAAAUCUUUACUGAUCAAAAUGGAUGCUUUCAAAUUUUCUCAGAAAUGUCCAGCAUUAGAAAGGCUUGCUACAAAAAUUACCAUGCAACUUGCAAAAGUAAGCCUUCGAUAAUAACAUUCGUCGUCUCGAAGCAUAUGGUCAGCGACGAUUAUAAUUACGUCAUACAUCUUAACAUGACGUCGAUGAUACAGGAGCAGAGGAAAGGUUGUUGGGGAGCUCUUCUACGGUAUAAAACAACUGAUGAUUCGGUGGAGAAAUGCCAAUACAAGCAGAUAAUGGAGGAAUAUGUGGAAUUUCCAUUUGAGUUUUAUACAAGCAAAACCUACACAUAUAACGUCACACUGUUACCAACUGGAGACACGAUCAAAUCCUCCUGGACAUCCCCAAGUCAAUGCGAACUGUCAACUUCGGAUUAUGUCAAAAGUGCCAUUAAAAGGACGUACAAUUCCAUUAAUUAUUGUUUUAACAGAAAUCCAAAAGUAUCAAUAAGAAAAUUUACGAAAGCGCAAUGUGAGAAGCACAAUUUCGACAAAGUUAAAGUUACAGACAUGUUAAACAAGAAGCUGGAAGUGACAGAAAAUUGCAGCUUUCUUUUAACUAAAACUGAACCCAACGAAGGGGAAGAUUUACAAAAAGAUUACCUAAUGGCCAUUGUUGUUUUGUGCAUAGGUCUCUUCUUUAUCCUGCUUUUAACUGUGGCGUGUUUUGUUAAAGGCCAUGCAAAAAGAUCACGUGCAAUUUCCUAUGAUUCCAAAGAAGAACAAAAAAUGAUCGAAUCAAAAAACUCAGUUGAUGGAAGCACGUCAGUUAUGAUUUUAAAUCGCCCUGGAUGUGAACUUUUAGAAGUAUUUCUUCGUGAUUUUGCUUUUGUGCUCAGCUCUUACGGCGUCAAGGUUAAGAUGUCAUUGCUUGAACAAAGCGAGAUUGAUGCAGAGGGUGGAAUAGCAUCGUAUAUGCAGAAGCAUAUUAAUGAAUGCGACUACAUUCUUAUUAUGUGCACAGAAAACACAAAUGAGCAUAAUGUAAUCUCAAGGCACAGACCUUAUGAAUUUGCUGUGAGAAUGAUCGGAGGAUUGGCAUUUCAUCAAAACGACUCUUCUCGUUAUAUUCCAAUAUAUUUAUCAUCGUAUAAAGAAGCAGUGAAGUUUAUACCAUCAUUUGUUAACGCAUCAAUGUCUUUUGGAUAUCAGGUGCCGAAAGAUAUAAAAAAGUUACUUUUAAGAAUUACUUCUGAAAAGCAGUUACAAACAACAGCUGACAGGACAGCAAAAGACAAAUUUUUUAUUAAUAAAAUGGAAAACCAAAGAAAGAAGAUAAUGAAAGAACAACACUUGAAUUGCAUUAAAGAAUAUUGCACAAAGGGUAUGUGCCAUGGCAGUGUUGUAAAUCUUUCAUCAAUUUGGCCAACGACUGUUCAUUCUUCUAAAUGGUCUUCUUCAGAUUCUGUAGCGAAGAAUAUUGUAGAUGAUAUAUUUACAGAGUCGACUUCCUAAGAAGUAAAUUUAAAUGGAUCAGAGUUAUAUUACGAGACUUUCGCUCAACUUUUAAGAAAUAAAUUGUGGUGACUAAUGGUUUUCCCUUAAAAUGGUCAACGAGAAAUAGAACAGCAGUUUUUUCAUUGCUCAAAUGUAUGCAGCUUAGACACACACAUGUCACUGCACAAAACAAGAACAAUGGUAUGUUUAGGUGUUUCCUUGCUAAAGAAAAUUUUUCAAAGGAAUUAGAAACCUGAAAGCACACUCUCAAACAGAUAUUAAAAAUCUAUAAAUAAACGCAACUGCAACCUGAUCCUAUAUUAAAAUGUUAUCAUUGGAAUCGCAAUCGUAGUCUUUGUAAAAUCAUGUACAUAACCUAACGUUCGUACUUUUAUUAAUAGAUGAUAGAUUUGCAGGACAAAUAAUCGCUUUAGACAUACUUUGGGCAGACAAUGGUGUUUUGGUCAAGCCUUCGGCAUAAGUGCCGAUACUAUUUUGGUUCUUUGAAGACAUGACACUAUGCUUGUGCAAUGUUGUGAGUCUCAUUACCUAGAAAAGUGAUACUUUAAGUCAGCAGAGUAUUUUAAAGAAUGUUGAAAAUAAAUCCUUCAAUAAAAAACUGUAAAUACAGCUAAUGGCAUGGAACAUGGUUGAACAAAUAUGGGAAUAGGCUAAUGUCAAUGCACCUUUAGGAAAGAAUAUAUUUGGUCAAAAUUAAGUGUUUGCAACAUCCGCCAAAUUAAAUUCAUGCCAAUUUCAUGCCAAAAAUACUUAUUUUUGCUCUUUUUUAAAUUAAUUUCCCAAAAAUUUACUUUUCACCAACUCUUCUUCCCGCCACAAUUUUCAAGAUAUACAUGAUUUGGUACAGUGCAACAUUUUCUCUGAGAAAAUUUAAAGAUAAGUUUUUUUAAGUCUUAACAUUACAUGAUAAUUAUUGCGUCAUUCACUGCUUUGUUAGUCUGACCCAGUUCCCUCUUUUGCGCAUGCUUUUCCUUCUUUUCAAUCAAGAGAACACGUGUAUAUAGUUGUAAAACAAAAAUUAUUGUUUAAACCAGGAAUCGACAGAAAUGAAGAUCUGUCCAAUGUACAGAAGAUUACUUAUUUAAAAAAUUCACUCGACAUGAUAGAUUCCAUGAGCCGGCAAGAAUUGCAUUAAUACGCGGUAUGAUAAUACAAUAUUGUUAAGUACGUUUUAGUCAUUUUUAGCACCUGGCAGUGUGACGUCUUCUUUACAUCUGACGUUUUUAUUGGCUUAUAUCGAUCACGUGAGCGGGCGCUAUUUUCUUGCAGCGACCGGCUGAAAUGUAAACAAAAGAAGUAAAUAAACUUCCGUGAAAAUUGCUAUGAGAAUGUCCAUAGAAAAGCC
This is a messenger RNA of Hydractinia symbiolongicarpus, 3408 nucleotides long. RefSeq lists its product as uncharacterized. The transcript is spliced from 13 exons. Lineage: Eukaryota; Metazoa; Cnidaria; Hydrozoa; Anthoathecata; Hydractiniidae. The record is from RefSeq and is a predicted model, not a curated record. The coding region runs from base 456 to 2060 and encodes 534 amino acids.